AUGUCUUCUCCCAAGUCCCUCCUCCUCACAGCCCUCCCCAUCGCCCUCGCAAGCUGCAACGGCGCCCGGGCAGCCACAAUCGACGACUCCCAAUGCGACUGCUACGUAGCCGACAACAAAUACUAUGCCGGUCACAUGUUCUGGGACUUUCGCUCUCUGUCCCAGUAUGCCAAGGUCCCAGCUCUCAUCCAGACCCAGCAGGGAAACGCCGACGCAGACUUUUCUACUCCCUUCUUUAACUGGGAGUCUGAAUUUGGUCAGACUUGGGGUCUGCAGAAUUGGGAUAAUGGAAACUCGGAGUUUCCGAUGCAGAAUUCUUACAACAAUAUUUACAUUGAGAAGAAUACCGACAGCUCGCCUGCUAGUGAUACCUUCAUGACGAUGCGAACUGCUCGUCAUAAGGGAUUCCAGUCCGCAGCAGAGUUUGAGUCCAUCAACAAGUAUCACUACGCUUCUAUGCGCAUGUACGCUCGUACCAAGGGUUCUCCUGGUGCCUGUACAGCCAUGUUUACCUACCUCGGCGGUGAAAAGCUAGCCGACGUGCAAGAAGCCGACAUUGAAGUCCUGACUUCAGAUCCCAAGGGUCUCAUUCACUACACGAACCAACCUUCCUACACGGAAGAAGGUGAGGAAGUCGUGGGAGCCAGCAAGGCCGUCACGAUGCCCGACGGCGUCAAGUGGACAGACUGGGUCGCGCACCGAAUGGACUGGACGCCCAAGGAGACGGUCUGGAAGGUUAAUGGCAAGCAGACUUGGGUGAACUCUUUCCAGGUGCCACGCGAUCCGGCGCAGUUCAGCUUUAAUGCUUGGAGCGAUGGUGGUGAUUGGACUGGUACCAUGGCCGAGGGCGGCGUGGCUUAUCAGCAGAUUCAGUGGAUUGAGAUUCUUCACGGGGAGGCUGAUAAGGCUACUUGCAAGAGGGUUUGCAGUGUUGAUUCAGGCAGCGAAGUUGGAAAGCCUGUACGUGUUUAG
Messenger RNA from Fusarium vanettenii 77-13-4, 972 nucleotides. RefSeq lists its product as uncharacterized. Gene Ontology annotation, molecular function: hydrolase activity, hydrolyzing O-glycosyl compounds. The record is from RefSeq and is a predicted model, not a curated record. Gene Ontology annotation, biological process: carbohydrate metabolic process. Lineage: Eukaryota; Fungi; Ascomycota; Sordariomycetes; Hypocreales; Nectriaceae. Bases 1 to 972 code for a protein of 323 amino acids. The transcript has a single exon.